AUACACAUUUAUGUCUACAAUUUAUUUACAUUCAUAGAUGAUAUUAAGUGGUGGCGUGAGCAUCAGUUUUAAUUUUACCAGUGACUCAGUACUCAGUAAUUCCACAGAAUUCAUCGAGAAUUGACGUUAAUCUGGAGAGUGAAUUAAGCGAUUGCGCAGUGAAAAAAACAGUUUAUUGAUUACCGUUACUAAAUAUCUGACCCGUAAGUUUAUUUGCCACACCCGGCAGCCAUUUUGGGCCUAUCCCGUUUCUUGGGUGUUGAUAAUCAUCAACAAUGGAUCAAAUAACUCCGAAAGAAGUCAGGAUUCUUGAGAAUCCGGAAGACAUACAGGAAAGACGUGAACAGGUGCUUGGAAGAUAUGCUAAUUUUAAAUCAGAAGCACGCAGCAAACGUGACAAGCUCGAGGACUCCCGUCGUUUUCAGUAUUUUAAACGAGAUGCGGACGAACUCGAAGGCUGGAUCUAUGAGAAAUUACAAGCAGCUUCCGAUGAAAAUUACAAAGACCCAACAAACUUGCAAGCCAAAAUUCAAAAGCACCAAGCAUUUGAAGCUGAAGUUGCCGCUCAUUCAAAUGCAAUUGUACUGCUCGAUAAUACUGGAUCUGAAAUGAUUGCGCAGCAUCAUUUCUCCAGCGACAUGAUUCGUAAGCGGCUUGAAGAACUUCAUCGUCUUUGGGAGUUGCUGCUAACUAGACUCGCUGACAAGGGUUUGAAACUCCAGCAAGCCUUAGUUCUGGUCCAAUUCAUACGGCAUUGCGAUGAAGUCAUGUUCUGGAUCAAAGACAAAGAAGCCUUUGUGACCACAGAUGAAUUCGGACAUGAUCUUGAGCACGUCGAAGUGCUUCAGAGAAAGUUCGACGAGUUUCAGAAGGACGUCGCCAGCCAGGAGUACAGAGUCACUGAAGUAAACGAGCUGGCUGACAAAUUAUUGCUCGAUGGACAUCCAGAGCGUGACACAAUACUGAGUAGAAAGGAAGAGUUGAAUGAAUCCUGGCAGAGAUUGAAGCAGUUGGCGAUUUUACGUCAAGAAAAAUUAUUUGGAGCUCACGAGAUCCAACGAUUCAACCGUGAUGCCGACGAAACCAUGACCUGGAUCGCUGAGAAAGACGUUGUCCUGUCAUCAGAUGACUUUGGUCGUGAUCUUGCGAGUGUGCAGACACUCCAGCGUAAGCAUGAAGGUAUUGAACGUGAUCUUGCAGCUUUGGAAGACAAAGUCGCAACACUGGGAGCCGAAGCUGAUCGUUUGGCGGGGAUCCAUCAGGUUGAUCAUUCGCAGCAGAUUCAAGCCAAGCGCGCAGAGAUCGUCCAGUCAUGGGAAAGUUUGACAGCUAAAGCUAAAGAACGUCGGUUAAAAUUAGACGAGUCUUAUUAUCUCCAUCGCUUCCUUGCUGACUACCGGGACCUCGUGUCCUGGAUGAAUGACAUGCGUGCUAUCAUUUCAGCAGACGAGCUUGCCAAGGAUGUAGCUGGUGCUGAAGCUCUUCUUGAACGUCACCAAGAGCACAAGGGAGAAAUAGAUGCCCGCGCUGAUAGUUUUGAUGCCGCUACACUUGCUGGUAAUCAAUUGCUCGAACGUAAGCACUACGCAGCUGAAGAAGUUGCGCGUAAAUUGACUUCUCUUGCUGAAGAUAAAUCAUCUCUGCUAACCCUGUGGGAAAAAAGACGGAUUCUUUAUGAACAGUGCAUGGAUCUUCAGCUAUUUUACCGCGACACUGAGCAAGCUGAUGCCUGGAUGGCUAAACAAGAAGCUUUUCUCGCCAAUGAAGAUCUUGGUGACUCUCUUGACAGCGUAGAGGCUCUGAUUAAGAAGCACGAGGACUUCGACAAGUCUCUAGCUGCGCAAGAGGAAAAAAUCAAAGCUCUUGAUGAGUUUGCUGGUAAAUUAAUCGAAGGCGAGCACUAUGCCGCUGAUGAUGUUGCUCAGCGCCGUCAGCUUUUACUUGAGCGCCGCGCGGUUCUGCUUGAAAAAUCAGCACAAAGACGCCGCCGUCUUGAAGACGCAUACAAACUCCAGCAGUUUGAGCGCGACUGCGACGAAACCAAAGGUUGGGUCAACGAAAAAUUGAAAUUCGCUACCGAUGACAGUUAUCUCGACCCCACAAAUUUGAACGGCAAAGUCCAGAAGCAUCAGAACUUCGAGCAAGAACUCAAUGCCAAUAAAACCCGAAUGGAGGAAAUGGUAUCAACUGGACAAGAGCUCAUUGACAGCGACCACUACGCCAGUGACCGCAUCCGCGCUCGUACUGACGAAAUCGUCGGACUCUGGGAAAGUCUCACCAAAGCUUCUGAGAAAAAAGGAACGAAACUCCAAGAAGCUUCGCAGCAGCAGCAAUUCAAUCGCACCGUCGAAGAUAUCGAGCUCUGGUUGUCCGAAGUCGAGGGUCAGUUGAUGUCCGAAGACUACGGAAAAGAUUUGACCAGUGUACAAAAUCUCCAAAAGAAACACGCUCUGCUAGAAGCUGAUGUUGGAUCCCAUGCUGACAGGAUUGAAAGUAUCACCCAAGCUGCCGAGCAGUUUGUCAGCACUGGUCACUUUGAUGCAGACAAUAUUCGCGCUAAGCAACAGCAACUGCAGGGACGUUACUCGGCGCUUCAGCGGCCAAUGAGCAUUCGUAAGCAACGAUUGUUAGAUUCUCUGCAAGUCCAACAAUUAUUCCGCGACAUUGAAGACGAGGAGGCAUGGAUCCGUGAAAAAGAACCGGUCGCAGCGAGUACCAACCGCGGCCGUGACUUAAUUGGAGUCCAGAAUCUCCAAAAGAAACAUCAAGCAGUUCUAGCAGAGAUAAAUAAUCACGAACCAAGAGUGGCUGCUGUUUGUCAAGCCGGGUCACGAAUGCUGCAAGACGGUCACUUUGCUGCCGAGGAAAUAAGCCAACGCUUGGCUGCUCUCGACGAACAUUGGGGUCAAUUAAAAGAAAAAGCGCGACAACGUAAAGUUGAUUUAGACGAUUCUCUUCAAGCUCAUCAGUACUUCGCUGAUGCCAAUGAAGCCGAGUCUUGGAUGAAAGAAAAACGUCCGAUUGUCCUUAACUCGGACUAUGGAAAGGACGAGGACAGCUCUGAAGCUCUGUUGAAAAAGCACGAGGCGCUUGUAAGUGACUUGGAAGCUUUCGAAAGCACUAUUGCUGCUCUAAGAGAACAAGCUGCUGCUUGCAGACAGCAGGAGACUCCAACUGUCGAGAUUGCCGGUAAGGAAUGUGUCGUUGCUCUUUACGACUACGCCGAGAAGUCACCGCGUGAAGUUUCAAUGAAGAAAGGAGACACUUUGACUCUGUUGAACUCCAAUAACAAGGACUGGUGGAAAGUGGAAGUAAAUGAUCGCCAGGGUUUCGUUCCUGCUGCUUAUGUCAAGCGAGUUGAACCUGAAGCCGGGUUGAGUGCUUCUCAACAGAACUUGGCUCGCGAGCAGAGUUCCAUUGCUGCUAGACAGGCUCAGAUUCAAGCUCAGUAUGAUGAUUUGCUCCAGUUAGCACGCGAACGUCAGAAUAAAUUAAAUGAAACUGCCAAAGCUUAUGUUUUGGUGAGAGAAGCCGCUGAGCUCGCAACCUGGAUCAAGGACAAGGAAAAUCACGCCCAGGUUCAAGAUGUCGGCGAAGAUCUUGAGCAAGUUGAAGUCAUGCAGAAGAAGUUCGACGACUUCCAGGCUGAUCUGAAGGCAAAUGAAGUUCGUUUGGCUGAGAUGAAUGAGAUCGCGGUUCAGCUGAUGAGCCUAGGUCAGACUGAGGCUGCUUUGAAGAUCCACACGCAGAUACAGGACUUGAAUGAAAAGUGGACUAGUCUGCAGACACUUACUGCCGAGAGGGCGAGCCAGCUUGGAUCUGCUCAUGAGGUCCAGCGUUUCCACCGCGAUGUCGAUGAAACUAAGGACUGGAUCCGUGAAAAAGACGCGGCAUUGAACAAUGAUGAUCUGGGUAAAGAUUUACGGAGCGUUCAAGCUCUGCAGCGCAAGCACGAAGGACUUGAGAGAGACUUGGCAGCUCUGGGUGACAAAAUAAAACAAUUAGAUGAGAUAGCGAAUCGUUUGAUGCAAUCACAUCCUGAUACUGCUGACCAGACUUACGUGAAACAGAAAGAAAUAAAUGAAGAAUGGACUCAGCUUACUGCUAAAGCUAACUCACGUAAAGAAAAAUUACUUGACUCUUACGAUCUUCAACGUUUCCUCAGCGACUACCGUGACCUCAUGGCCUGGAUAAACUCAAUGAUGGGACUUGUCGCUUCCGAAGAAUUAGCAUCAGAUGUAACUGGAGCUGAGGCACUUCUCGAACGUCACCAGGAACAUCGAACAGAAAUUGACGCACGUGCUGGAACUUUCCAAGCCUUUGAAUUAUUUGGCCAACAGCUUUUACAGUCAAGUCAUUACGCUAGCAUUGAAAUUCAAGAGAAACUCGAAUCAAUGGCUGAGGCAAGACAAGAGUUGGAGAAAGCAUGGAUCCAAAGACGUAUGCAACUGGACCAGAAUCUUGAGCUCCAGCUUUUCUGCCGUGACUGCGAGCAAGCAGAAAACUGGAUGAGUGCACGAGAGGCAUUUUUGAGCAGCGCGGAUGCUGUUGACAGCAGUGACAAUGUGGAGGCGCUCAUCAAGAAACACGAGGACUUUGACAAAGCAAUAAAUGCUCAUGAAGAAAAAAUAGCUGCGCUUCAAACUCUUGCUGAUCAGUUAAUCGCCGCUGAGCAUUACGCAGCCAAGCCAAUUGACGAUCGUCGCUGCCAAGUCUUGGACCGCUGGAGACAUCUCAAGGACGCUCUUAUUGAAAAGAGAUCUAAAUUAGGAGAGUCACAGACUCUUCAACAAUUUUCACGUGACGCCGAUGAAAUGGAGAACUGGAUCGCUGAGAAAUUGCAGCUCGCUACUGAAGAAAAUUACAAAGAUCCAGCUAAUAUUCAAUCUAAGCACCAGAAACAUCAAGCAUUCGAAGCUGAAUUAGCAGCAAAUGCCGACCGUAUUCAGUCUGUGUUAGCAAUGGGCGGAAACUUGAUCGAAAAACAUCAGUGCGCUGGAUCUGAGGACGCUGUGCAAAAACGUCUUGCCUCAAUCGCCGAUCAGUGGGAGUACUUGACCCAGAAGACAACUGAAAAGUCAUUGAAACUUAAAGAAGCCAACAAACAACGCACGUAUAUCGCCGCAGUAAAAGAUCUCGACUUCUGGCUUGGAGAAGUUGAGAGUCUACUGACCUCCGAAGAUGCUGGUAAAGAUCUUGCUUCAGUACAGAACUUGAUGAAGAAACACCAGCUUGUUGAAGCCGAUAUCCAAGCGCACGAGGAAAGAAUAAAAGACAUGAAUGGUCAAGCCGACUCGCUUAUUGAAAGCGGACAGUUCGAUGCCGCUGGCAUUCAAGAAAAACGUCAGAGUAUCAAUGAACGUUACGAGAGAAUUAGAAACUUGGCUGCGCACCGGCAAGCGCGACUCAAUGAAGCCAAUACUCUCCAUCAAUUCUUCCGCGAUAUCGCUGACGAAGAAUCCUGGAUCAAAGAGAAAAAACUGUUGGUCGGCUCCGAUGAUUACGGUCGUGAUUUAACUGGAGUACAAAACCUCAAAAAGAAACACAAGAGAUUAGAAGCAGAGUUAGCCAGCCACGAGCCAGCUAUUCAAGCUGUGCAGGAAGCAGGAGAAAAACUGAUGGACGUUUCCAAUCUCGGUGUUCCGGAAAUAGAACAGAGAUUGAAGCUUUUGAAUCAAGCUUGGGCGGAAUUGAAACAAUUGGCAGCAAAUCGAGGUCAAAAGCUUGAUGAAUCAUUGACUUAUCAACAAUUCCUUGCUAAAGUUGAGGAAGAGGAGGCUUGGAUCACUGAAAAGCAGCAGCUUUUGUCUGUCGAAGACUAUGGAGACACAAUGGCUGCUGUCCAGGGUCUGUUGAAAAAACACGACGCCUUUGAAACCGAUUUUGCUGCUCACAGUGAACGUUGCAAAGAAACUUGUGAUGCCGGAGAGGCAUUAAUCAAAGCUGGUAAUCAUCGUGCUGACGCUAUUGGACAGCGUUGCAAUCAACUGCGUAAUAAACUUGAACAACUUGGUGGUCUUGCUGCUAAACGCAAGACUCGUCUUAAUGACAACUCGGCUUACUUGCAGUUCAUGUGGAAAGCUGACGUUGUCGAGUCGUGGAUCGCUGAUAAAGAAACUCAUGUACGAUCUGAAGAAUUCGGUCGCGAUUUGUCUACAGUCCAGACUCUGCUUACCAAGCAGGAGACAUUCGACGCUGGUCUCCAUGCAUUUGAACACGAGGGAAUACAAAAUAUUACGACCCUGAAGGAGAGACUGGUUGACUCUGGACAUGAUCAAGCUGCAAGUAUUCAAAAACGUCAUGCUGACGUUAUCACUCGCUGGCAAAAAUUGUUGGCUGAUUCCGACGCACGCAAGCAACGUCUUCUGCGCAUGCAAGAGCAGUUCCGUCAGAUCGAAGAACUUUAUCUUACAUUCGCUAAAAAAGCAUCAGCAUUUAAUUCGUGGUUCGAAAAUGCUGAAGAAGAUUUGACUGACCCAGUCCGGUGCAACAGCAUUGAGGAAAUUCGUGCACUCCGUGAAGCUCAUGCCCAAUUCCAGGCCAGUCUCUCCUCAGCUGAGGCUGAUUUCCAAGCCCUUGCUGCGCUUGACAGGCAGAUAAAGAGCUUCAAUGUCGGGCCAAAUCCCUACACCUGGUUCACAAUGGAAGCACUUGAAGAUACUUGGCGUAAUCUACAAAAAAUAAUUAAGGAACGUGAUGUUGAACUUGCCAAGGAGGCGACCCGUCAAGAAGAGAAUGAUAAAUUGAGAAAAGAAUUUGCUAAACAUGCUAAUGCAUUCCAUCAGUGGCUCGCAGAGACCCGUACCUCGAUGAUGGAGGGGUCGGGAUCUCUAGAACAACAACUCGAAGCGACCAAAAGAAAAACUCAGGAAGUACGGGCACGUAGACAGGAUUUGAAAAAGAUCGAGGAUCUUGGCGCCACACUCGAGGAACAUUUGAUUCUUGACAACCGUUACACUGAGCACAGCACCGUCGGUCUAGCCCAGCAGUGGGAUCAAUUAGACCAGUUGGGCAUGAGGAUGCAGCACAACUUGGAACAGCAAAUCCAAGCACGUAAUCAGUCCGGAGUAUCCGAAGACGCUCUCAAGGAAUUCUCAAUGAUGUUCAAACACUUUGACAAAGACAAGAGUGGACGUUUGAACCACCAGGAAUUCAAGUCUUGCUUACGCGCUCUCGGUUACGACUUACCGAUGGUCGAAGAAGGACAGCCUGAUCCGGAAUUCGAAAACAUUCUUGAUAUCGUGGAUCCUAAUCGCGACGGCUACGUCUCAUUGCAGGAGUACAUGGCGUUUAUGAUAAGCAAAGAAACUGAAAAUGUUCAGAGUUCUGAGGAAAUUGAGAACGCAUUCCGUGCUAUCACCGCCGCAGACCGGCCUUACGUCACCAAAGAGGAACUUUACGCUAACCUCACUAAAGAGAUGGCCGACUACUGCGUAGCCCGCAUGAAACCAUACGUCGAUCCGAAAACCGAACGACCCAUUACAGCAGCUCUAGAUUACAUCGACUUUACUCGCACACUUUUCCAAAAUUAAUUAAUUAAUUAAAAUAUAUAUAUAUAUAUUCAAGUUCAAAUAAUUCUCACUGCUUAUUGUUAUAUUAAAUAUUAUAUAUUAUAAUCUUAUAUGACCUUUAUUAUUUUUUAUUAAUUGAGCUGUUAAAAUUGAAUCAAUAAAAAUUACCGCUUGAAUUUAAAUAAAUAUCAAAGCAAGUAAAA
This is a messenger RNA of Microplitis mediator, 7714 nucleotides long. RefSeq names its product spectrin alpha chain (gene alpha-Spec). The record is from RefSeq and is a predicted model, not a curated record. Gene Ontology annotation, molecular function: actin filament binding; calcium ion binding. The transcript has 4 exons. Lineage: Eukaryota; Metazoa; Arthropoda; Insecta; Hymenoptera; Braconidae. The coding region runs from base 276 to 7532 and encodes 2418 amino acids. Gene Ontology annotation, cellular component: plasma membrane; cell junction; cortical actin cytoskeleton. Gene Ontology annotation, biological process: actin cytoskeleton organization.